GAGGGCGGAAGUUGUUUUUGUUUACAAUGUGUACAAGUUUCGCUUUACUGUAGCUUUGUAUCGUAUUGUAAACGCCUUUCUUAAAAAGAAAGACGGGAUAGAAUUUAAUCGACAUUGACACAGUAAUUAUGUUCACACGGUCGUUCAAACUGAGCUUAUUUUGACUUCAGUAGUCUGUAUUAUUUAUUAAUAAACCUACAUUUUAAUUCAAAUGAACGCGUGAGAACCGCCUGAAACUCAUCAUGCCUUCGUAUGAAGAAUGGAAGAAAAGCAUCCACUUCUACUACUGUGUCAAAUUCACGCUAAAUGUGUAUUCGAUGCUGUUUUCGCUUGUAGGCCUUUGUGUGCUGUGUGUGGGUGUGUAUGCCGAGGUGGAGAGACAGAAGUACCGCACUCUUGAGGGAGUGUUUCUGGCUCCUGCUGUGGUCCUCAUCCUGCUAGGGCUCGUCAUGUUCUCUGUGUCUGUGGUGGGAAUGUUGGGAUCACUGCGUGACAACAAAACCCUACUGCACAUGUUCCUGAGCGUGCUCUCUGUUCUGCUGGCACUCCAGAUUCUCGCCCUCAUCAUCGCUUUGCUGUUUGAGAAAACGACAUUCGAAUUGUUCCAGAAAAACAUCCGGCAAGGCAUCAAGCACUACUACGAUGAUCUGGACUUCAAAAACAUCCUGGACUACGUACAAGAGAAGUUUUCCUGCUGUGGAGGUGAUGAAUAUAAGGACUGGGAGGUGAAUCAGUACCAUUUCUGUAACGGCACUGGCCCGCUAGCCUGCGGAGUUCCUUACACAUGCUGCAGAAAAGAGCCUGGAGAAGUAGUAAACACCCUGUGUGGCUAUAAGACUCUUACCAAACAGCGUGAAGAUUUGGCUGACGUUAUACACGUGCGUGGAUGUAUUCAUGCCGUAAACCUGUGGAUGCGCGACAACGUUGGGGCCACAAUAGGAAUCUGCUGUGCCGUGGGCUUGCCUCAGUUUUUGGGCAUCCUUCUAAGCUGCAUGUUCUGGAACCUCCUGGUGGAGAUGAGUGAAUCCACAGACAUGGUGGACUUCAAGAUCCUUAAAAAGGCUGGAUUCACUUACAGCGAGCUGGACUUGUCAGGCGCUGGCUGGUGUAUGUGUCUGCCCCGUGUUGGCGGAUACCUACCUAUACCUUACAUAGAACCAGAACCAGAGCCGGAAGCAGAAACUCUGACCCCUGAUCUUGAGUCUGACCCUGUGACCUUAGAGCAGAUGCAGGCCGAGAUAUUACUGAGCCAAUCAAAACACGACCAUCCCGGAAUGGACGAGGUAGACAAUCGAGCAUAGAGGUGGGAAAGAUAACCAAGAUACAUCCAUUUCCAUCACCUUUUUUAAUUUAAUCACGGUUUUUAUUUAUGCCAUGCUGUUUGUGUACAAGGAACACUAAUUCUUGUCUUGCACUGUCGAGUCUUGCACUACACACUGGGAUCAACUUUGAACCUCUUUAGAGACUGCAAGAGACUCUCACUAAGCUGUCAAACAUAAGUGAAGUACUGUUUUUUUUUUUAAAACUUCAUUUUAAAUACAUUUCCACAAUUUUUCCUAAUGGGAUUUAUUUAAGAUUUGUUUGGGUUAACCUGUUGUAUUUAUCAUUUUGUCUUUCUAUUUGUGUAUCAUUUGACUGACAACUAGAAAAAAAAGGUUUUAAAAAAGUGAAUUUGGAUUGAAAUGUUCAGGGUGAAAUAUUUCUGUUAGACUUUUAUUUUGUCUGUAUUGCUGUCUAAUAGUGGACAUAGUUCAGUAGCUAUGUGGGGAAGGUAAAAAAGCUACAAAAUCAUUUUGUGUAGAAAUCAAUUGCUAUUCUGGUAUCAGGUAUUCUGGUAACUCAUUUACAUAUAUCAAAGACCAACAGGUGAUAUUAAGUGUACAAUAAAAUGGAAUUAUAGCAAUCUGGGGAUAUUUCCAAGAGGAAAUAUCAAGAGGAGGAAAUACAAGUCACCUCAUCAAACACUAGCUAAGUGAAGUGAAGUGAAGUUAGGUGAGUGAAAAGAUCAGACUGAAUAAAAUCUUCUGUUCCAUUUCCUGAUUGAUUUAAUACUAGUUCAUUACUUGUUAGUAUCAGUUUCAUAUAUCGAACACUACUCCUAUUUAAUAUCGAUGCAUCCUUAUUCUUUUAUAAGCAAGUAGCUAUAACCACAUUCAGUCAGUUAUUAUAUGUGUAGUGGCAUGUCGGUAGAUUUAUCUGAUUAAAAAUAGUCAAGUUUACAGGGGGUACCUAAUAAACCGUCACACAUGUCUCCAUUUUAUGCCUGUUUCCGUAAUCUUUCUAGUUACAUGUAUUGCGUGUUCACAACAUUCUUCUAUUAUUGAAAUCCGAGAAUUGGAUGUGGCUCUGCUGUUCCUGUUUACAAUCCUGUGGGUAUGACUUGACACUACAACCCGUUGCCUUAGUCACUAUUUUUGUUUUUGUUUUUUUCUCCCAAUGAUACCUCAGGCUAUUCUGGAAUAGCCCUGACUAUGUGUUUUGUUUUUUUGGCAAUCAGUACAAGAAACCUAAUGUUUAUAAUAAUGAUAUGAACAUUCAGAAUAUGUACUUUUUCAGUUAAAGUGCUUUAACUUUAAGUGCAUGCAUUUUUGUAAAUGUUUAAGAAAGUAAUCUGAGAUCAAAAAUGGUGCUUUGAAAACUAAAGUUUGUAGUUAUCAUAAUUUUAUAAAGAAUUUUUUUGGACUUUCAUGACAAAUCAAUCAGACAAGACAUUUCUUAUGGACAAAUAUUUUAUGUCAAUAUUUUGCCUCAAAACAAAUCUAAUGUACUGUAACCCUAUUUGGACGGGAUUUAUUUUACAUGCACCUGCUAAACAUUUGAUCUGAGUUUUCAUUCCUUCCCUAUUGCCCGGUAUAUGAAUUACAAGCCAAAUUACUUACGUUUUUUUGUUGUUGUUGUUUUUUAAAUAUAUAUACACCACAUUUUUAUGGAAAGUAAACAUGAUUUAUCGAAAAAUAAACAAAUAAAAAGAACGAGCAGUUGCAUCAAUGUCAAUUCGUGACUAAAUUAAUUCGGCAUUAAACUCUAAUGCAUAUUAAAAUCAUUUAUGCAUGUCUGAUGCAUCUAUGUUUGUAGGAUAACAAACUAAUUCUGUCUUAGGACCGCUCUUUUACAUUUAAUUUAGCUUAAUGUGGCAUGAAAGCAAGUUUAUGAAGUUUCCCAUCAUUCCUUGUUUUUCAUCCUCACAGCUCUAAUUUCAGACGCUGAACACAUCUCAGCUAAACGGCUGCAAUUAUAUAAGAAGAGAAGUGUACAUGUUUUUUUGGCAUUUGUACUGUUCUUGUAAGCUUGUUGCUGGAGACAGAGCUGUUCCUCACCGCUGGCCUUAUGAAAAACCCCAGUGCAGUCCUUGCCAAUAAAAUACGACUUGCAUUAA
Molecule: messenger RNA, 3376 nt
Organism: Tachysurus fulvidraco (yellow catfish)
Lineage: Eukaryota; Metazoa; Chordata; Actinopteri; Siluriformes; Bagridae
Exons: 8
Coding region: 243-1301 (352 amino acids)
Cellular component (GO): membrane
Source: RefSeq, a predicted model, not a curated record